UUCCAGUGGGGGCGGAAGUGGAUGAACUUGAUGAACAACUGAAACGAACUCCACCUGCAGCGGGACUCCGUCGCUCCUUCCCGGGAACUAAUCGAUACUUUAAAAUCGCUCUAAUCGAUCGGAUUAACGUUACUUUCUGUCCGCAAUGACGCAGUGCAGCUGAGCGCGCGCUGUAGAUGGACCCACUGGCUGCGCGUGGACAUGAAGACCGUCACUCAUAGUUCACGUUGAGAGUUGUAACCUGCCCGAGUUCUCCAGACAGCAUGGCUGGAGACGACCACUACCUUCAGGCCUCCAACCAGGCCUUUGAUAACAUCAUGAUAGAUCAGCUGUGGGAGUUCCCACACUUCCCCGCGAUGUCUCAGAGUGCGGCUCUGCGGACAGUGGACGGACCGUUCCUGCACAUCGUGGAGCAACCCAAACAGCGUGGCUUCAGGUUCAGGUACGGCUGUGAGGGUCCGUCUCAUGGUGGUCUUCCAGGAGCCUCCAGUGAGAAGAACAGGAAGACCUACCCCACUGUCAAGAUCAGUAACUACCAGGGUCUGGCCCGGGUGGUGGUCCAGCUGGUGACGGCGCUGACCCCCCUCCCUCAGCUUCAUGCUCACAGUCUGGUGGGAAAACAGUGCGACAAAGGGAUCUGCAUCGCCGACCUCCAGCCCAAAGACUCCACCAUCAGUUUUCCAAACCUGGGCAUCCUUCAUGUGACGAAGAAGAACGUGGCGAAGACUCUGGAGGAGAGGAUGAUCGAGGCCUUCAGGAUGGGAUACAAUUGUGGAGUCUCCAUCCACCACGAGAUCGACGCCCUGCAGGGGGAAGUCCGGGUCCCCCGAGAACUCACCGACCACCAGCGCAGUGUGAUCAGCAGUGCGGCGGCUCUUCAGGCUAAAGAAAUGGACCUCAGUGUGGUGCGGCUCAUGUUCACGGCUUUCCUCCCCGACAGCGACGGAGGGUUCUCCAGAAGACUCGAGCCCGUUGUGUCCGAACCGAUCUACGACAGCAAGGCUCCCAACGCCUCCAACCUGAAGAUCGUGAGGAUGGAUCGAACCGCUGGCUGCGUGAGCGGAGGAGAAGAGGUUUACCUGCUCUGUGACAAAGUCCAGAAAGACGACAUCCAGGUUCGGUUCUAUGAAGAAGACGACUCGGGGUUGACCUGGGAGGCUCUGGGAGAUUUCUCCCCGACCGAUGUUCACAGACAGUUUGCCAUCGUAUUCAAGACUCCGAAGUAUCGAGACCAGAACCUGCAGAAGCCGACGUCCGUGUUCGUCCAGCUGAAGAGGAAGUCUGACAACGAGACCAGCGAGCCCAAACCCUUCACCUACCACCCUCAGAUCAUAGACAAGGAGGAGGUGCAGAGGAAGAGACAGAAGACGUUGCCGAACUUCCAGGACUUCAGCGGCCAUGGAGGAGGAGGUCUGUACCGAGGAGGAGGAGGAGGAGGUCCUGCUGCAGGAGGAGGACCUGGCUCUGGAGGAGGAGGAGGUGGAGGAGGAGCUUACUUCCAGGGCUUCACUACCUACAACUAUGGCACAGGAGGUGGUGGGGGAGGAGGAGGAGGAGGAGGAGUAGGAGGAGGAGGUGGUGGUUUCUCCACAGGGUACUCAGCUGGUCUGGGAGGAGGAGGCAUCAAACAUGCCGCUCAGGGCGACUCAGCAGACGACAGCAGUGACGAUAACGAUCCAGACGAUGACUCGGGGUCAGGGGUCGUGCUGAGAGCUUCAGCCCAGCAGGGAGAUCUGGAGGUGGGAGGGGUCAGUGGGGAGACAGACGAGCGGUUGGCUCAGGUGACCCGCAGACAGCUUCAGGCUCUCUUUCAGUACUCAGUCACAGGAGACUCAGCCUACCUGCUGGCUCCACAGCGCCCCCUGAUGGACGCACAGGACGAGGACGGAGACACUGGGCUCCACCUGGCCGUCCUCCACAGCCAGCAGGAGGCGCUCAAGAGUCUGACUCAGGUCGUCUCUGCUCUGCCUGGACAGGAAGUUCUCAACAUGAGGAACCACCUCUACCAGACGCCUUUGCACCUGGCUGUGAUCACCCAGCAGAGGGAGGCGGUGGAAGCGCUUCUAUUGGCCGGUGCUGACCCAACUCUGACAGAUCGCCAUGGCAACACAGCGCUGCACCUGGCAUCCCAGUUGGAAGGAGGAGCGGAGAUGGUCCAGUUUCUACUGCGGCACAGAGAGCUGAGGGGACUGCUGGACCACACCAACACAGCAGGUCUGUGUGCAAUCCACCUGGCGGUUCUGGCCAAUCAGCUGUCAUCUCUCAGGGAACUGCUGGAGGGCGGGGCUAACGUGGAGGCUCAGGAGCGCAGCUGUGGACGGACCGCCCUCCACCUCGCCACCGAGGGCGACAACGUCUCGCUGGCUGGCUGCCUGCUGCUCGAGGGAAACGCCAACGUGGACUGCUGCACCUUUAAUGGCUCCACCCCCCUCCACAUUGCUGCAGGGCGGGGGUCCAUCAAGCUAACUGCUCUGCUGAUGGCUGCAGGCGCCGACCCUCACAAGGAGAACUUCGAGCCGCUCUUCUUCAAGGAGGAGGAGGAGGAGGAGGAAGACUGCGACAAAGAGAGGGAGGAGGAUGACGAUGAAGGCUACAUCCCAGGAACCACUCCACUCAACAUGGCCGCCACCACUCAGGUGUUGGAGCUUCUGAAUGGUAAAGCGUAUGAACCAACACCUCCACACAGAGCUCUCACGCCUCCUCAAGGCGACCUGGCGAGCCUGGACGUGGAGGUGAAGCAGCAGGUGUGUCGCGCUCUGGAGAGUGAAGGAUGCUGGGAGAACCUGGCUCACAGUCUGGGUCUUGGGAUCCUGAACACGGCCUUCAGACUGAGCCCCUCCCCCGCCAAGACCCUGCUGGACAGCUACGAGGUUUCUGGCGGAACGAUCCGGGACUUGCUGGCUGGUCUGAGGUCAGUCGGGGAUUGCAGAGCGCUGAGCGUCCUGGAGGAGGCGCUGCGUCGCCUCGGUGAGCAGGAAGUGACCGAUGAGACAGAAGGCGAGGCUCUGUGCGCUCAGGUCCAGGAUCUGAAGGUAGACGUUCGGCUCGACAGCGGGGUGUGUGACAGCGGGGUGGAGCUCUCCACAGCGUAACCGCCUGAUUGGUUCAUCUGGGUUCAUCAGAGAAAGCACAGUUCAUCAUCAUCCUCCAUCGAUCGAUUGAUCGAUUGAUCGAUCUGUCCACGCUGAGGAAACCUCCAUCACAAAACAUUUUAACUAUUUUUAAUGAAUUUUUAAGCUGUUUGUUUGUUUGUUUGUGUGUAAACUGAAAGUCACAGCAGGUCAGACCAAAUCAGAUGCUGCAGCCAGAUCAACAUCCCCUCACUGAUUGAUUGAUUGAUUGAUUGAUUGGUAGUAGUCAGUUAAGUCUGCGGCCGGGGGCUGAAACUGAAUCCAGUUUAGGAGAAAAGCGGACGUCAAACUGAUCCACAAUCAGCCUGAAACAGCCGCUGCCCCUCAACACAGAGCGUCCAUUGGUUCUGUUCGUCAGAGACAGUUAGCCUCUUUCUCUACAGAAUAAUAAUAAUAAUAAUAAUAAUAAUAAUAAUAAUAAUAAUAACAAUAAUAACAACAACACCUGCAAGCAGAUAUUAACGGGGUCCAACAACCCCACUCAGGUCUAUCAGAGCAGCAGAGACUGGAACUCAGUGAACAUUAAUCUAGAAAGUCUGUUUCAGUGUAUCCUCGGUCACUUCUUGUUUCAAGUGCACGCUACAGGAAGUUGUUACUGUGUAACCAACAGUACAACAAAUCAAACCAACAUGGUCAACAAGUUUCAUCAAGAUCGGAAGAGUUGUGAAUUUUGCAAAAAAAAACAACGUAUAUACAGAAACUUUUCUCAACAAAGUUACAAAGAGCCUUACAGGCCGAACCGUUGGAAGAUAUUGAAGUGAGUUUGAAUACAAAAAGAAUAAAAGACCUCCAUCAGUAAAAAUAAACGAUAAGACAAAUUAUACUGAGAAACUAAGGUUUUAUUUUGAAAGUUUCUCAUUAUAAUCAGAAUAAAAUAUUUUUCCAUCACAUUGGCAACAAGCUUCCAUAGCGAGUGCCGGUAGCGAGAGUCAGAGAUUGUUUCACAGCGGUUGCGUCCAGCACAAACGGCGCCGCAGCGUCUGAUCGGGUCUGAACUCGGCUUCACUGACAGGAACUAAAGAGUGAUUCUUGUUUUCUAGAAAAAAUGAAUAUUUGGUUUGAUGUUUUUCUGCCCACACUACACUCCAACAGCUCGACCAAACAAUCUGAUGUUUGUUCCUCGAUCAACAAAUCUCAAUAAUUCACCCCAAAAUGAAACCGUAUGGCGUGUUCACACAGCGGCAAGUUCUCACCUCGCCUUUAAUCGGGUUCACGGUGGUCCAGUAAAACGAUGCUGAAAUAACGACGUCAUGAUGGAGAAAAAUCAGAAUUCAAACGUCGGUCAGCGAGACGACGCGCAAACAGCUUUUAAAAUGCUUGUUUUUUGAAUGGAGUUUGGUUGAUCAGAGCUGUUAAAUAACACAUAUUUUCCAACUUCCUCUCACUUGUGCGUUCUCUGUUUAAAUAUGAAACAUCAGAGUGAAGAUAAAUCCACUUUUUAAACCCCAAAAGUUCCACAAAUUAACUCCUGUUGCUGGUAAACGUCUCCGGGUCGCAACACUGCGAAACCCCCAACGUCCGCAGGGAUUCACCUCGAAGCUGAAUAUGUUCUUGCAGAAAUUUAGGAGAUUCAUCCGUCUUAUGAAAACUUGGCUUCGCUCUCUGUGUGAACACGCCGUACCGCCUCCUCCCUGGACGCUGUCAGGUGGUAGAAAACUAAUCAAACCCUCACUUGGAAUUAUGUUCUGUCGGCUGCUGAACGAAGACGUAGAGUCUGGUGGAUUUUAGGAUUUCCAUGAAGCGUUCAGCAGUGAUUUUUUUUUCUGGAGCGGACGUCGGCGUCUGCAGGGGAAAGGUGCUAUUGAUAAAGAAAUGAUUGUAAACAGGCUCAUCUGCCCCGAAGGGCUCAGACUGUCUCAAUACAACACUCAUGGAAAGAGCUGUUGGUGUUCGUAGCUGCUCAGCCGAGGAUAGCCUGCAGUCCUGGAACCAGUCCGGAAGGAAACUGCAGCAGAACUCAAGAACCUGGAGAUACAAUUCACAGGUUACAUUCAACUGACCCGUUUCCCUCUGAGCUCCAAUCACAGUUCAACAAGCCGCGACCAACUUCCUCCUUUCCUGUACUUAGAGAUGCUACAUGCUAGGCUAAUCUAUGUUAAAAAGACAACUACUUUUUAAAGAUGUUUAAAGGAUAAUAGACGUAUACAGUCACAUCUUAAAUUAGCUAAUGUUAGCAAAACAAUAGCGAGAGAGCUAAUGCUAGGUAGCGAGCUAGUUACGCGUCUCUGUGGCAAAAGACUAGCUAACUAACUACUGAUGUAAAUCGAGUUAGCUAACGUUAGCCUCUUUUAUCUUUUACCAUCUUCAAAAUGUGGUUGUCUUUGUAUCAUAGAUUAGCUUAGCAUGUAGCAUAUCUCAGUACAGGAAAGGAGGAAGUUGAUGGAGGCUAGCUCAACUGUGAUUGGAGCACAGAACAAAAAGGGGCGGGACUUAGGAACGGUCAAUAUAUUUUAAAUCCCCUGUAUACAUUUUUUUUUUUACUGCAUUUGUAUUGAUCGCUGCCUCGUAACAUCCGACGUAUUACAACACGGCCAUCUUGUGGUCGGUGUUUAAACACAAGAUCACAAAAUGAACCACUGCCACGAAUCUCUGCAUCAAUACUGUACCACAGAUAAUAUCGCAGUAAUCUGGUGGAUAACUUUCUACCCAGUAUAAUGUAGUGCAGAACCUUUAACUGACCUCUGCAGCAGACCAUGAAUUUAUUUCUGACGUCAACAGAAACUGAACUUUCUGAACUUAAAAGGUUGAAUUUCUAUCAGCGCUGUUAUAUUGUUCCCCUAAUAAAGGGGUUUAAAUAAAGUUUAUAUGAAACAGGAGCGAGUACGAACACCAACAACUCUCCACAUGUGUGAAUAUUAAACAUCUGACCUUUAAGAGUGCAUGUUUUUAAAGAUUGAUUUUUUUAAUGUUUAGUGUUUUUAUUUUUAUUUUGAGGCCAUUUUCUGUUAUUUUCUGUCGUCUCACCACUGAAACCUGUUGAAGACUCAUAAACCUGCAGCAGCGAGAUGAUCCUGAUCUGUUUCUCUUCCUCCAUUUACACAACGAUGGAUGCGUUUUGGCAGCGGCAGGAAACUGUUAACGACAUGAUGCAAGGCAUUGUGGGAUAGGAAGUCCAGAGCUGUGAGGAGUUGUAGUCUUUAGUGAAACCAAAGCGAUAUUUAUAUCUUUGCUCUGCACUGUACAGUUCAACACGAGCUUCAUUGUUAUUUUUUAAAUAAAGUUUUUUAUAUUUA
Molecule: messenger RNA, 6364 nt
Organism: Dicentrarchus labrax (European seabass)
Lineage: Eukaryota; Metazoa; Chordata; Actinopteri; Moronidae
Gene: nfkb1
Product: nuclear factor of kappa light polypeptide gene enhancer in B-cells 1
Exons: 24
Coding region: 264-3092 (942 amino acids)
Biological process (GO): non-canonical NF-kappaB signal transduction; innate immune response; canonical NF-kappaB signal transduction
Cellular component (GO): cytoplasm
Molecular function (GO): DNA-binding transcription factor activity, RNA polymerase II-specific; RNA polymerase II cis-regulatory region sequence-specific DNA binding; protein binding
Source: RefSeq, a predicted model, not a curated record